AUGGCGCGCCUUCCCCUAGUCCUCCUCCUCCUCGUCUUCAUCACCGUCUCCGCCGUGAUGGUAUCAGCCGCUGAUAAACCACCGUCGACGUCCACCGCCGAAGCUCCCGCCGCAGCAACUCCAACCGAUGUACCGGAGGUUCCAGCUGGAGACGAAAACGCCAUAGGAACAACCGACAACGAUGCAGCUGCUACUCCCGGAGAUGAUGACGUGGCGGUCGCAGGUCCUAUAGGAAGCGAUUCUUCAUACGCAAACUAUCCGCCGGCUCAAGAAACUUCCGGGAGCUGUGUCACAUGCACCAUUGGUUUUGUUAUUAUCUCUGCUGCGACCGUUGGAUCGCUCUUCUUAGUUUUCUGA
Molecule: messenger RNA, 357 nt
Organism: Eruca vesicaria subsp. sativa (arugula)
Lineage: Eukaryota; Viridiplantae; Streptophyta; Magnoliopsida; Brassicales; Brassicaceae
Source: the annotation of a GenBank genome assembly